Messenger RNA from Rhodamnia argentea, 1877 nucleotides. Its product is annotated as cyclin-D5-1-like. Gene Ontology annotation, cellular component: cyclin-dependent protein kinase holoenzyme complex; cytoplasm; nucleus. The record is from RefSeq and is a predicted model, not a curated record. Gene Ontology annotation, molecular function: cyclin-dependent protein serine/threonine kinase regulator activity. Lineage: Eukaryota; Viridiplantae; Streptophyta; Magnoliopsida; Myrtales; Myrtaceae. Bases 247 to 1236 code for a protein of 329 amino acids. The transcript is spliced from 5 exons. Gene Ontology annotation, biological process: regulation of cyclin-dependent protein serine/threonine kinase activity; mitotic cell cycle phase transition.
UAUAUGUAACCGCAAGUAACCUCUCCCUCUCGUCGCGCUGAUUUUGGCGGCACCGAAAUCGCCUUCUUCUCUCCAUUUUCAUCACUCCCGCGAUUUCUUCUCUCUCUCUCUCUCAAUCCCAUCAGCGUUGAUUUAGCGCCAAAAUCUCCCACGAUUCCUUCUUGCUCGGAGAUUUUCCCUAUAGCUGUACGAGGAAACGACAAGGAAGCCGGAGACUAAGCCAAGAAAACUAAGAGGGACAGGAAUAUGGACUGCAGCGACGAUUCCGACGUUGUCUCCCUUCUGUGCCAAGAGGACGAAGCCUUCCUCGUCUCUUACGACGACCACCCCCACGGGUGCACCGAGUCGACCCAGUUCUUCUUCGCCCUCGGCGACGAGGACGAGUACAUCCGAGAGCUCAUCCGGCAAGAGGCCCGCGACCACCCUCCGUUCUCGCUCAACUGCUCCUCCUCCACCACCCCUCGCAGUCUCUGGCUCAAGCGUGCUCGCACCAGCGCCAUUGAUUGGAUUUUUGAUAGAAGGGAAUCGUUCGGAUUUCACUUGCACACUGCCUAUCUGUCGAUCGCUUACUUCGAUCGGUUCCUUGCAAUCCGCUCCAUAGCCGACGGGAAGCUGUGGGCCGUCCGACUGCUGUCGCUGGCGUGCUUGCUUCUGGCGGCGAAGAUGGAGGAGUACAGAGUGCCCGCGAUAUCAGAUUUCCAAGCUCAAGAUUUCCUUUUCGAGGGCGAAAUCAUUCAGAACACGGAGCUCUUGAUCUUGAAGACGCUCGAGUGGAAAUUGGCUUCGAUCACUCCCUUCUCUUAUCUGCACUAUCUGGUCCUUAAAUUCCACGGCCAAUCCAGAGAGAGGGAGUUCUUCUUCAACGCCAUGGAGCUCGUUCUCGCGCUAUCAAAAGAGAUUAAUUUGGUGGAUUAUAGACCAUCUGUUAUUGCUGCUGCUGCAGUACUAUCGUCAUCUUCUGAUGCCGAGUUGAGUAGAAAAGCAAUGGAACUUAAAACGAGUAGAAUCUCAUCAUGGGAUUCUCAAGAUAAUGAGCAUAUAUUUGUCUGUUACAAUCUUAUUCAGGGAAUACUGAAGCAGGAAAGACUCAAGACUCCUAGGGAAAAAAUCUCUCACAGAGAUGUCCUGAGAAGCGCUUCGCCAUCUUUCACCUAUGCCAGUGGCAUCAAGAGGAGGCUUCCAUUCAUUGACGGUGAUCAGAGCUGUCCUGUGAAGAAAAAGACCAGAAGGCAAUAGUUUUUCUGUGGUAUUGAUCUAGGCUCUUGCAUUAGGGGAUGAUGAUUACAGGUCUAAUGAGUGUUUAAAAGUCCCGAAUUCAUUAGCAUGAUUGGAUUUGAUGACUGGGGGGUCUUCAUUUUCCAAUACCCACAAAAGAGAAAAAGGAAGGAAUUUUCUUCAGCCAGUGAAAGCCAAGCAGCUGGAGGUAAAAGAGAGUAUAUAAUUCCAAAAAAAAAAAAAAAAGGAUUGAAACCUUUUCACAGAGAGAGAGAGAGAAAAGCAAGAAGAUGACAUGAAGUUCAGUAGAGAGACCAAGGAGAGUGGAAGGAAGAAGAAGCAGCCAAUUAAUCCUAAUCUGUCUAUAUUCAUGCUAGAAGUUGCAGCUUUGCUUAGAAUGCUGCCAUCUGCUUCAAUGCUUAUCCACUUUGGCAUUUUGUUUCAUUUUGGUUUUUGUUCACCGUGAAAUUGUUUGGCCAGUUAAACGAUUUGCGUAGUGCAGUACCCUAGCUAGUCCCUACCUUUUGAUGGGAGCUUGGGAUGCUUCCUUGUGUCUUUCAAAAGGCUGUAAGGCAUGAGGGAAUGUGUUGUUUGUUUUUGCUUUGAUUUGACACAUUUGUGUGGGAUUGGGCCAAUAAAAAAGCAUGGGAUGUUGGUUGUGA